This is a messenger RNA of Ectocarpus sp. CCAP 1310/34, 1484 nucleotides long. NCBI's taxonomy places the organism in Eukaryota, Phaeophyceae, Ectocarpales, Ectocarpaceae. The record is from the annotation of a GenBank genome assembly.
CCUGCCGCGCUGAUGGAAGCACAUGUAGACACAGAUCCGUCCUCCACCGCAGGCAACAUCGUACGCAGCGCUGGAAGAAAAGUGCAAGGGAAGCCUAAGCCUUGACUGGCAGUGUGGGGUUUCACAGCAGGCGAGCGAGCAUUGCCAUCUUCACGGCCGGGAUGUUGUUCGGGUGCUGUAUCAGCUCCCCGGUGUCGGCCAACAUACGCCUAUACAGGACGGUGCCCGACAUCCCGAAGUCUAUGUUCAAGAACCAUGCCACGUUAAAUGGCAACGUGGUUACCGUGUCGGACGGUGACAGUAUCCGGGUGAGGCACAAGCCCAACAUACCCCUUCCUCUGCCCAAUCGAGACAUGACUGGCAAGAAGAACUCCGAGCAGACCUUGCAGGUCAGGCUCUACGCCGUAGACUGCCCCGAGGUGGCACACUUCGGUAAUCCGGCUCAGCCGUUCAGCGCGGAAGCAAAGGCGUUUACCAAGGAAGCGUUGCAAGGGAAGCCGGUCAAGAUUAAACUGUUGAGCAUGGACCAGUACAACAGGGCGGUGUGUAGGGUGCGGUAUGGGAAGUGGCCUUUCCGGAAGGACAUCUCUGCAGAAUUGCUCAAGAACGGCCUCGGCGUCGUGUACAGACAGGGAGGCGCUGAGUACGACGGUCGAGAAGAAAGUCUGACGGAGUAUGAAAACUCGGCCAAGAGGCGGAAGGAGGGUGUGUGGUCGCGAUCCAACGGGGAAACACCCGCGCAGUACAAGGCGAGGAUUAAGCAACAACGGCCGGCGGCGGCCGGAGGGAAAUGAAAUCGUAAUCGUGUGCGUGCUGCUGUAUGUUGGAAGAAGUGAAGUGAGCAAAAGUUACCGCCGGUGGCGCGGCGCGUGUAACUUUCCUGAGAAAUCCCCCCACGGCCACUCCGUGCUUGGCGGGUGAUCAACGGGGUUCAGGGGUGAGCAUUGGUUGACGCAAUGCUUUUGGUUUUCAUGCAGUCCGCGCGUUCGGUGAGGUUGGUUUUAUCAGACUACAGUGGGGGCCCCGGUUUAGCGACCCCUAGUGUCACGACGAAAUAUGGUCGCUAUUCAGGGUAUGUCGCUAAACCCGGUUUAGCGACCAGUGGUUGCUAAACCGGGAGCCUCUAUAGCGACUAGCGGUCGCUAAACUGGGAAAAAGCGACAAUUCGUGGGACUAAAGGCCGUAUUGCAGAAACCUUCUUGACCGGGUCAUGUGUGCGUCGUAUUGCAGCAGUCACAUGAAGGUAGAGGAAAGAAGAAGCACCUUAGGGUGGACAACCGGGGACUAGUUCCUACAUGGAAUGUAUUCCAAUUUACCAGCAAGCUUAUUGUACCAUCCGAAGUUUGUAGGAAAAGUCUCAACAACAAAUGUACAGAGGGUGCCUCGUGUCUUUCCCCCAUGCUGAACAAUCUGCCUCUACAUGUACAUUGACCAUAGAGUAAGUCCUAUCUGCGAAGUAUAACAAAAGAAAGGUGGGGGAGGGG